This is a messenger RNA of Elephantulus edwardii (Cape elephant shrew), 2796 nucleotides long. Its product is annotated as GPI ethanolamine phosphate transferase 1-like. Lineage: Eukaryota; Metazoa; Chordata; Mammalia; Macroscelidea; Macroscelididae. Gene Ontology annotation, molecular function: mannose-ethanolamine phosphotransferase activity. The transcript is spliced from 28 exons. Gene Ontology annotation, biological process: GPI anchor biosynthetic process. The record is from RefSeq and is a predicted model, not a curated record. Bases 1 to 2796 code for a protein of 931 amino acids. Gene Ontology annotation, cellular component: endoplasmic reticulum membrane.
AUGCUGCUGUUCUUGAUUGUGGGGCUGCUGGUCCAUCUUGUGUUCUUCGCCUCCAUCUUUGACAUUUACUUCACGUCUCCUUUGGUCCAUGGGAUGACCCCUCAGCUUACCCCGCUGCCUCCUCCAGCUAAAAGACUGGUGUUGUUUGUUGCUGAUGGCCUGCGAGCAGAUGCACUUUAUAAACUCGAUGAAGAUGGACGUUCUCAUGCCCCCUUUAUCAGGAAUAUCAUAAUGCAUGAAGGCAGCUGGGGGAUCUCUCACACCCGUGUGCCAACAGAGUCUAGGCCCGGGCACGUGGCCCUGAUCGCGGGAUUUUAUGAAGACGUCAGUGCUGUUGCCAAAGGAUGGAAGGAAAAUCCUGUAGAAUUUGAUUCUCUUUUUAAUGAAAGCAAGUACACGUGGAGCUGGGGAAGCCCUGAUAUCUUACAUAUGUUUAUCAAAGGUGCUAGUGGAGACCAUGUUUACACCCACACUUACGGUGCUGAAAAUGAGGAUUUUGGUGCCCAUGAUGCAGCAAAACUGGAUACCUGGGUCUUUGAUAAUGUUAAGGAAUUUUUUCAUGGUGCCAGAAACAAUCAAUCUUUAUUUUUGAAAUUAAAUGAAGAGAAAAUAGUGUUUUUCUUACAUUUAUUAGGAAUAGAUACAAAUGGACACGCUCAUCGACCAUACUCCAGAGAAUACAAAGACAAUAUUAAAACAGUGGACAGUGGUGUGGAAGAAAUCGUGUCUAUAUUUAAACAGUUUUACGGAAAUGAUGGCAAGACCACAUUUAUCCUGACCUCUGAUCAUGGAAUGACAGACUGGGGGUCCCAUGGGGCUGGCCAUCCUUCAGAGACUCUGACCCCUUUAGUCACUUGGGGAGCUGGAAUCAGGUCACCCCAAAAAGUGUCAGCUCAGCAAUAUGAUGAUGCAUUUUUGAAAGAAUGGAAAUUGGAAAACUGGCAGAGGCUUGAUGUCAAUCAGGCUGACAUCGCACCGUUGAUGGCAUCUUUGAUCGGAGUUCCUUUCCCCCUUAACUCAGUGGGGACCCUGCCUGUGGAUUACCUUAACACUUCUGAUCUCUUCAAAGCAGAGAGCAUGUUUACAAAUGCGGUCCAGAUUCUUGAACAAUUCAAGGUGAAAAUGACUCAGAAAAAAGAAGUUACAUUGUCAUUUUUUUUUACUCCUUUUAAGUUACUUUCUGAUUCUAAACAACUCAGCCUUUUAAGAAAAGCAAGAUCUUACAUAACAGAGAGGAAGUAUGAUGAGGCAGUCUCUCUUUGCAAGGAGCUGAUUGGUCUUGCUUUGGAAGGAUUGUCCUAUUACCACACUUACGACAGAUUCUUCUUGGGUGUCAACGUUGUUGUGGGUUUUGUGGGAUGGACAGCUUAUGUUUCUUUGCUGAUCGUCAAGUCUCACUCGGACUUCACAAGAAGUGUUAGAAAAGAAGUUAAGAAGCCAGACCAUCUCCUGCCAUGUAGCUUUGUAGCUAUUGGCCUUUCAUUGGCGUCUUUCCUGCUGAUUCAGUCCUCUCCCUGGACGUACUACGUCUAUUGUUUGUUGCCGGUGCCCAUAUGGUAUGCGGUUCUGCGAGAAUCUCACAUUAUCCGAGGCCUUGUCACGUCACUGCGGGCCUUCCCUCUGCGGCAUUCUGUUGGUGCUCUGUGCGUCUUUACCUUGGGAAUUGAAGUGUUGGUGCUCAGUUUCUUCUACCGCUAUAUGCUUACAGCUGGACUCAUCGCAUUUGCUGGCUGGCCUUUUGUCACUCAGCUGUGGACUCGAGCCAAGGUCACCUCACUGAAUUGGACCUUCUUCUCUCUGCUUGUGGCUGUGUUUCCACUGAUGCCUGUUGUCGGACGAAAACCAGAUAUCUCCCUAGUAAUGUGUGCAGGCUUGCUGGUUCUUCUGCUGUCCCUGUUUGCCGUAAUAUCUCUCAUUAGGCGUAGAGAUAAUAUUUUAAGUGAAGAGCUACUGGUACCUUUAUUGCAGAUGCUGAGCACGGUGCUCUCCAUGCUGGUCGUGUCCAGCACCCAUCACAGUCUGCUCAGGAAGGAAGGACUGCCUCUCCGCAAUCAGGUCGUUAGCUGGACCGUCCUGGCCUCCUCCCUGGUGGUGCCUCUGCUGAGUCCCUCCGUCCUCCUCCAGCGACUGCUCAACAUCCUUCUGUCCCUGAUGCCCACCUACCUGCUGCUAAGCACGGGGUAUGAAGCUCUCUUUCCACUGUUGUUGUCAUGUUUGAUGUUUGUCUGGAUACAGAUGGAACAAGAAACUCUACAACAAUCUGGUGUUUCCUGUAAACAGAAGCUCACCAGUUUUGACUUCUCCUGUAACACGGAUAUAAGUCAGUUUCGGCAGCUCUAUCUGGAUGACAUCCGCAGGGCCUUUUUCCUUGUUUUCUUCCUAGUGACAGCAUUUUUUGGGACUGGAAAUAUAGCAUCUAUCAACAGCUUUGACCUUGCCUCUGUCUAUUGCUUUCUGACCGUGUUCAGCCCUUUUAUGAUGGGAGCCCUGAUGAUGUGGAAGAUUUUAAUCCCCUUUGUCCUUGUGAUGUGUGCUUUUGAAGCAGUUCAGUUAACUACCCAGUUGCCAUCCAGAAGCCUUUUUCUCCUUGUUCUCGUUAUUUCAGACAUUAUGGCUCUGCAUUUUUUCUUCCUGGUCAAGGACUAUGGCAGCUGGCUUGACAUCGGGACAAGCAUCAGCCACUACGUGAUCGUCAUGUGCAUAACCGUAUUCCUGGUGUUCCUCAACGGCCUGGCCCAGCUGCUCACGACCAAGGAACUCAGACUCUUCGGCAAAUCCAAAAGCCAUCUGCUGUGA